Nematostella vectensis (starlet sea anemone) is the source of this 820-nucleotide messenger RNA. Its product is annotated as cell number regulator 11. Lineage: Eukaryota; Metazoa; Cnidaria; Anthozoa; Actiniaria; Edwardsiidae. The transcript has 3 exons. The record is from RefSeq and is a predicted model, not a curated record. The coding region runs from base 97 to 423 and encodes 108 amino acids.
UAUGCAUAAGAUCACACAAGAUAUCAGUGCCCCAUUUUAGGACUCUAGCAGAACUUUUGAAACAUUUCAUUUUUGAACUCUGCUUAAAAAGUCAAAAUGAGCUGGUCAAGUGGGAUCUGCGGCUGUUUCGAAGAUAUUAACACCUGUGCACUGACCUAUUUUUGCCCCUGUGUGGUGGCUGGAAAGAAUGCCGAGGCGGUUGGGGAAAACUGUUUUCUUCAUGGAUUUCUAUCCACAUUGGGAUGCGUUGGUAUUUUCUGUGGAGCAAAAAUACGCGAAAAGAUUCGCGAAAAACAUGGAAUUGAGGGUUCUUUUGGCAACGACUGUAUUAUGCAUUGGUUCUGUCCUCUCUGUGCGUACAGCCAAGAGGCAAGGGAGCUGAAGGCGCGCUGCCCAUCAGGACAAGCAAUGGCUCGAUCAUAAUAGGAAGCACCUCCAUGGGGGGGCCUCCAUAUACAACUGAUUGAUUGGAACUUGCGACUUUAAAUAUAUUUCACAGUGAGAACAUUAUUUAGCGCACCUAGAUAAGGAGACAUUUGAAUCAACACUUAGUAACAAUGGACUGCUUUACACUCAGCCAGUACUGUCGGUACUGUGACUCGAUUUACUAUUUUCCUAGUAUGCUUGUUUUGUGGAGGUUUUAAUUCGGACUUUCUGUUCUUAAACACAGUUACUUUAGGUUACUUUAUUGAGCUAUUCAAUCAUGUAAAUAAUAUGACACGUAUAACCCGUUGUAUUGGAUAACUAAGGCAUACGUACCCAUUCAAAACACGCUUUUGUAAUCUGGAUAUCAAUAAAGUUGCGGUGGUGCUUUAAAUAA